AUGGCCAAAGAAAAAAUUUUUCCUCAAUUUUGUGCAAUUCUAACUAAUUUGGCUUCUUCAAAAAUUGAUUUAAUUCGGUUUGAGGCUGUUAAAUUAAUUUGUACAAUUUUUGAUUUUAAAGGAGAAUUUUGUGGAGAUGAUUUCAACAAAAUUGUUAUUGAUAUUUGUUCUUUGUUAUAUAAUGAUGAACAAAUUAGAAUUUCCAACGAAUGUAAACAUUUAUUUAAUAAAUUACAAUCAGAAAAUGCAAAUUUUGUUGAAACCUGUUUAUCAAAUAAAGUGGUUAAUUUAUUAAAAAGAUUGGAAAAUGAUGUAAUUAAUGCAACUGAUGGAGAAAUUCCGUUACAAAAUUUGUUUAAUGUUUUACAAAUGCUUGGCUCUAAUUCUCUCAACAAUUUAUGUUUUUCUUCUGAUUUUAAAGAAUUAUUAUUAAAUUCAAUAUUGUCUGUUUUGGUUGUAGAUAAACAAAAACAAUUAAUUUGUUUAGUUAAAAAUAAUGGCCUACUUCCUCCUUUAAAAUUUGGAAUUAAUUCAAAAAUUAUUUUUAAUUUUGCUCAACUUUUGGUUGUUUUACCUAAUUUUGAGGAUUUAUUUGAUAUUUUAAUUAAUAAAUUUAUUUCAACAUCAACAACAAACACAACAGAUAUAAAAUUAAAAACUUCAAUUUUAUAUUUAAUUUCAACAUUAAUUUCAACGUUUUCUUCUUCUAAUAAUAAUAAUUUUGAUCAAAAUAAAUUAUCAAAUUUAAUUAAUGAUAUUAUUUCAAUUUUAAAAUUAUUUGAUUCUUUAUUGGAAGAAGAAAUUUUGGAUAGUGAAAUUGUUGAUAAUUUACCUUUAAAUACUGAUGAAUCUUGUUUAGUUGGUCUCAUAUUCAAUUGCCUUUCCUCAAUUAAUUUGGAUAAUAUCGCUGCAAAAAAUCGAGGUGAUUUGCUUUAUGAAACUUUAAAAUAUUGUUCUUCCUCAAAUAUUUGUGUUAAAGAAGCGGCUGAUAAUUGUUUAAAUAAUUUAGUUAAGAAUUCUACCCAAUAUAAAGAUGUUUCUGAAAUGAUUUUUGAAAAUGCCCAUUUGUUAAUGUUUAAAAUUCUGCUUGCCGCACAGGAUUUCCCAACAAAUCCACGCUUUCCAAUGGUUUUAUCUGAAAUGAUUUCAAGAUGUUUUAACCCAAAAAUUUAUUUUAAAUUGAAAGGAGCAUUGGAUGAAUUAUUAUUUUGGUUAGAUUAUUCAAAUCAAAAACAAAUUUUACUUUUAUUAUUCUGUUUAAAAAAUUAUUGUAAAGCUUUGUAUAAUUGGUUUUAUCCUUUAAUACCUUCUCAAACAAUAAUAGUGGAUGAACAACAACCUUCAACUUCUAAAGUAAAUGAAUAUUCUGAUGAUGAAGAGGAAACUGAAGAUAUUCCAAAUAAAAAUGUACUUGAAGAAGAAAAUGAAAAAUAUUUAAAUGAUUUAAAUUAUCCAUUAAUUCAGAAUUUAGUUACAAUUUUAAAAAGAACAAAACACUUCAUUUCAUCCCAAUAUUUACCUGUACAAUUAAAUAUAUUGGAUAUAUUAAAAUAUUCUUUGGAAUUGGUAAAAAAUUAUGAAAAUGAAUUGCUUCCAAUAAUACAUCAAAAUUGGCUUGGAUUAAUUCAAAAAUUCGGGAAUAUGUUGGAAGAAGAGAGUUCCAACUUUCAAACCGUCAUCCAACUAUCAAAUUCUGAAAUGCUUGUUGCAAUUAAAUCUGUUGAAGUAAUUAAAACAAUAACUUUAAUUUCCAAAGAUUUUGUUUAUUGGAAAAUUGUAAAAGAAUAUUUACCGAGAAUUUGUGGUUUAUUAGAAAAUUUAUAUAAACAAACUUUGAAGAGUACAAAAAUUUUGGUUGUAAAAGAAUCUGUAAUUAAACAUUCUGUUGCUUUUAAAUUACAAUUGGCGUUGGUAGAAAGGUUUUUUAUUUUUUAUUAAAUUAAUGGGGAAGUGAUUUUGUGUCAGAAAUGGACCAUUUUGGGUAUUUUGAAAAUUUUGUAGGUUUUAAGGAUUUUCAACUAUUUUUGUUUUCCAUUCCAAUGGGAGAGAUUUUGUGAUGAACAAUUUUUGGAUAUUUUCAAAAAAAUUUUUUUUUUCAAGUUUUAGGGAUUUUUAACAACUUUUGUUUUCCAAAUGCUUUGGAAAGUUUGAAAUUUUUAGUUUUUUUUAAUUUUUUAUUUUGUAGGAGGGGGGUGAAAAGGAUUUUGAGGGUUUUA
Molecule: messenger RNA, 2216 nt
Organism: Meloidogyne enterolobii
Lineage: Eukaryota; Metazoa; Nematoda; Chromadorea; Rhabditida; Meloidogynidae
Source: the annotation of a GenBank genome assembly